Molecule: messenger RNA, 1547 nt
Organism: Miniopterus natalensis
Lineage: Eukaryota; Metazoa; Chordata; Mammalia; Chiroptera; Miniopteridae
Source: RefSeq, a predicted model, not a curated record
CGGCCAGGGCCCCGGAGUCAGCGCCCGGUGCCCCAGCAGGAUGUACACGCUGCUGUCGGGGCUGUACAAGUACGUGUUCCAGAAGGACGAGUACUGCAUCCUGAUCCUGGGCCUGGACAAUGCCGGGAAGACGACCUUCCUGGAGCAGUCAAAAACGCGGUUUAGCAAGAACUACAAGGGGAUGAGCCUCUCCAAAAUCACCACCACCGUGGGUCUGAACAUAGGCACUGUGGACGUGGGGAAGGCCCGGCUCAUGUUCUGGGAUUUAGGGGGACAGGAGGAGCUGCAGUCUCUGUGGGACAAGUACUAUGCUGAGUGCCACGGUGUCAUCUACGUCAUUGAUUCCACGGAUGAGGAGAGACUGUUGGAGUCCAAGCAAGCUUUCGAGAAGGUGGUCACGAGUGAGGCUCUGGACGGUGUCCCCAUCCUGGUGCUGGCCAACAAGCAGGAUGUCGAGACUUGCCUCUCCAUCCCGGACAUCAAGACUGCAUUCAGCGACUGCACCUCCAAGAUAGGCAGGCGGGACUGCCUGACCCAAGCCUGCUCAGCUCUUACGGGCAAAGGGGUGCGAGAGGGCAUUGAAUGGAUGGUGAAGUGCGUCGUGCGGAAUGUGCACCGGCCACCGCGGCAGAGGGACAUCACGUAGGUGCAGCUGGCACCUGGGGCCCACACAGCUGGUGCCUGAGCCAGAGGAACACACCUUUCAGCUGGAGUCACAGAUCCUGGGGCUGGGGGCUGGCUUUGCCUUUGGGUUUUUUAUUUGCUUUGUUUCUUUCUCCAAGACAAACUUUUCUCUGUGUCCUGAAAAGUGUAGGCACCCAUAGGCUUCUGCCAGGGGAGUGGGGGCAGCAGGGCCUGCAGCUACCUCAGGCCUGGACCCCACUUAAGGCCCGGGUUUUUAGCUCUGUAGGUGCCCUUUGGAUCUGUCACCCCAGCAGGCUUGCCUGCCUGGCCUAGGGUAGGGCUUCAGGGCAACCUGGUUAGAGGUGGGGUUUUCCAGAGGCACAGCACACCCAUGGAGGAGGCUGGUGGGGCCCUGGCAGUCUUCCACCACCUCUGGUCAUGGAAGUGGGCUGGUGUCACCUUCAAGGAGGCCUAGCUUACAUUCCUGACGGGCAGCAGGGCCCUGGGUUCAUGGCAAGGCUUUAUCUGACUGGGAAGCCAUGUGUUCACUCCUCCACACCAUUGGCCCAACAUCAGAGAGGUGGGAAAUGUUGGAAGUGGGAGUCCCCCUAAACAUACCUGCCACCCACCUGGGACAACCAUGGUUGCCAGCUCACGGGCACAUCAGUGGGAGGGUGGUUGGCCUGGGCAUGGGGGUAUUGGGAAGGUGGGCUGGGUCCCCAUGUUGUCUGGUUGGUGGUGAGCUGCACCUGUGUUCCCAGCUGAGGGUGAAGGGUGGGAUUCCCUUCCAGGCCUGUGCCCAGCAGCAGGCAAAGCUGGUCUUGAGGACUCUCCUCGCACGGCCCCUGUGGGAGCUGGUGACACCUAGUAGCCCUGGCCAUGGGUGUGUAUAAAAAAUAAAGGUGGUCUGAGUGGCUCCUGUG